UGUGAUAGCAAAUCAGAAAUUCAGCACGCUCGCCGCGAUAAACUUGAAAAGUCGAUUUCGUUUGCAUAAAAAGUGCAGCAUAUAUAUAUGCGAGUUCCUCCUUUUAUGUUUUGCAAUCGGCCCCCCGAGGCCAACGUCACACAAAGUCACGGUUAGCGCACGGUUGCACUUGAAAAUAUGUUGAUUUGUGGUUUUGGGCAGUGAAAAGACAAUGUCGAGUUGAGAUGAGAUGCUGCUGGCAUUUGCGGUGGAAUUUUUCGCGACGACGGCCAAAGAAAUGUUGAUGGCAGUGACUGAUUUUUGAAUGAUGUUGAUAAUGAGACACUGAGAUGAUAAUCGGCGGGAAGCGUUGAGUCAUCCGAUUGUGAUUAUGCGCUGGAAAACGGCGAUAACGCGUCUUCCGCCAGAAAAAAUGUUUCCGAUAAUGAAGUGAAACAAAAAAAAAAAAUCAAAAUCAAGUGCCAAAGUGUUGUGACUAGUUACUACAAUUGUUUUUAUUGUGAGUUAGCGAAGAGGGAGGUGUAAUAGCUGAAGGAGACAAAAAAGGAAACGUGAAGAGAAAAGUGCUGCUUUUUUCAAUAGUUGCCUCCUCAUCGUUUGUUAGCAGUCCUCGUCGGGCGGUGUUUACAUUAUUCCGAUUGGGAAAUGGUUCUCAACGAAAGUCAAUUGGCACUAUGCACCGUUUUCACGUUGUACCUAGGUGGUCUACCUUUGAUGUACAGUCCGGCACCCAGAGGUGAUUGUGAAAACUGCUGUGCCAUCCGGGAGCCAAAGGAUAUACAGUUUUUUCUCUUCACAAGACAAAAUCGCGACAAGGGAGAUGUACUGUAUGUAUCCGACAAAAAGCAUCUGAGGAAUUCCCACCUGAACAGAACCAAUCCUUUGGUCAUUUAUAUGCACGGAUUUUCCGAGCGAGCACCCGGAGGCGACGGUGAAAGUAGUAAACAGAUGAAAGAAGCCCUUCUGGACGCGGAUGAUUAUAAUGUGGUGCUGGUGGAUUGGAGUCCCCUCACCGCGCUGCCAUGGUACGUGAAUGCUGUGCAGAAUGGACCGCGGGUCGGUCGCUACAUAGCCCGAUUCAUACGCUUUCUGGUGCUGUCCAAUUUUCCGCUCAAACAGAUUCAUCUGAUUGGGUUCAGUCUCGGGGCGGAGGUGGCUGGCUUCGCAGGAAAAACACUCAACGAGUGGGGCAUCAAGCUGCCAAGGAUAACGGGUCUGGACCCGGCCUUCCCGCUGUACGUAUUCGAGCGAGCCUCCCAGCGGCUUAGUCCAGGCGAUGCGGAAUUUGUGGACGUUAUCCACACCGACGGGGGACUGCUGGGCUACCCGUGGCCGCUGGGACACGUUGACUUCUAUCCGAACGGGGGAACGCCACUGCAGCCGGGAUGUGCUCAGCAGGAGCUGUCGAAAAACCGGUGGCUCGGUGUCAUUAUCGGCUGCAGUCAUGCCCGGGCGUGGCAAUACUUUGCUGAAUCUCUGGUACGGCCGAAAGGUUUCCUGUGCGAUCGGUGCGAGAAUAGUGACGACAACGGAGGUGACAGUAAUUGCACUAUGGCCAAGGAUGUGUUCAUGGGUAUGCACACCGAUCGGAGCCUGCGAGGAAGGUUCUAUCUGAGCACCAAUCCAGAGCCUCCGUUCGGAAAAAACUUACCGUUAGAUUAAGAGAAAAAACCCACGCUUCUAGUUGUACAUUAUGUGUACGAAAUGUAAAUAGAUAGAAUAGAGUUUUAGCAAUAAGCUAGUUUUUAAGUAGAAUUUUGUAAUUCAAAUCGAACACUAUCAAUA
This is a messenger RNA of Toxorhynchites rutilus septentrionalis, 1785 nucleotides long. RefSeq names its product phospholipase A1. The coding region runs from base 646 to 1662 and encodes 338 amino acids. The transcript has 6 exons. The record is from RefSeq and is a predicted model, not a curated record. Lineage: Eukaryota; Metazoa; Arthropoda; Insecta; Diptera; Culicidae. Gene Ontology annotation, biological process: lipid metabolic process. Gene Ontology annotation, molecular function: lipase activity.